GUUAGUACGCGAAGCUGUCGUUUCGUUUGUUCGGCUGUGCUCGGCAAACUUCGGUUUCGUAGUUUGCCUGUGGUAGGGGUAACCCGGAUUGAACAUAGAACGAUAGACGAAGAAAGAGAGAGAGAAAGCAAGAUAGAAAUCAGACCAGGACGGUGCAGAGAGCGAAGACCAACGUGUCUCCUCUCGUGCAUGCGUUCGCCCGCGAACAGGACGGGACGGUGUGUGCGUGCAACACAGAGAGACAGACAGAAGCACGUACGUAUGCAUGGCGCGGUGAGAAACGUGUUACGAACAGUGACAGACAAGAUGGCGGUGUGCCUUGUGCGGUGAUAGCAACAGUGAUACACAAUAGCACAAUAAAAAAAAAAAAAGAUUAAAUAGUGGAGCGAAAGAGGUUAGGUAAAAAGGUUGGCAGCUGGAUAGUAUGGAACCAGCUCUUACAUCGACCACGAGACGUCGCGGUCAUCAACAUCAUCCGCGACACGCUACGCGCCGACGUCUCGAUACUUCCAGCAGAGGACCCGCGCAGUGUGGCCCUGCUGAUAUCAUUAAAGACACACCGAUUGGAAACAACGAAACGCCAGCAGCAACUACAACGUCAUCGAGGCUCGACGAAAAGAGGAAUGUCAUCGGUACCGUUUGCUCGACCGCGGUGACAGUGCCCACGAUCGUUGGCGCGAGGUGGCUCAGAGAUCCGACGGUCACCGCCAACGCGAAAGACGCAUCGUCCAACGAAAACAGCGAGAAGACAAAGAAGACGAAGCUCGAAGACGAUGAGAGACAGGAGAACGUCCGACACAGGCUCGCGCAGUGUAGCCUGGACGUUCUCAGUGAACAACGCGAGCAAUUCGUUCGCGACAACAAACACGAGAACGACAGCUAUGAGACGGAGCAUGCAUCAACCGACAGGUCUCGAACGAAACCACGUGGGAACGAAACGACAGGCGAGAACAAAUCCGACGACGAGACAAAAAACAACGAGAACUCGCCGGAGCCCGAGCACGCGGUCGCGAGGGCUCGCGGUGACGGAAACUCCGACGACGAGUCGACGAACGUCGAGGAGGAUCCAGAACUCGCUGAACUUGCUAAGCUCAGAUGUCCCAGCGAAAGAACCGAGGUGCAAGCUGAAAGAGAGGCAAGGAGAAGAAAGAGAUGCGCCGAUUAUCCAGGAUUAGCCUUCGGAUGGUCCAUAUUCUCCAGCGACACAAUGAUGAAAUUCGGUCUCAUAAGGAACGAAUUGCAGAAUAUUAUGGGGAACCAGCUGAAACGGGCUGAGUCCGAAGUAGCCGCCCUGAAUCGUCGUAUCCAAUUGCUGGAGGAGGACCUCGAGAGAUCGGAGGAACGUCUCGCAACGGCCACUGCUAAAUUGGCAGAGGCGUCGCAGGCUGCGGAUGAGAGCGAACGAGCCCGCAAGAUUCUCGAGAAUCGCAGCUUGGCCGACGAAGAGCGUAUGGACGCCCUCGAGAAUCAGCUGAAGGAGGCCAGGUUCCUCGCUGAAGAGGCUGACAAGAAAUACGAUGAGGUCGCCCGUAAAUUGGCCAUGGUUGAGGCCGAUCUAGAACGUGCCGAGGAACGUGCCGAGGCCGGAGAGUCGAAGAUCGUCGAGCUUGAGGAGGAGCUGCGCGUAGUUGGCAACAACCUGAAGUCCCUCGAGGUCUCCGAAGAGAAGGCAACGCAAAGAGAGGAGACUUUCGUGGGCCAGGUGAAGAUUUUGGAUAGUCAGUUGAAGGAGGCUGAAGCUCGUGCCGAGUUCGCAGAAAGAUCCGUGCAGAAGUUGCAGAAGGAGGUCGACAGGCUCGAAGACGUGGUGGUAAACGAGCGCUGUAAGUACAAAGCGAUCGCCGACGAGAUGGAUCAGACGUUCGCCGACCUGGCCGGAUAUUAGCAGACGGGCUAAAAAAAUAUUCUCUCUGCGACGACACGCGUGCACAGUUCACGCGUGUACACGCACGCAUAUUACACUUCUCUGAAUACAUGUAUCGUUUUAAUGAGAAUGGGAAAUUGAAAAGAGAAAGGGAAACGAUCACGCUACGUUUAAAGAAACACUGCCAGCACGCGGAUCCUUCGACGCACGACGCCCAGAGAAAAAAAAAAGCCUUGAUCCUCGAUCAGGACGAAGAGGACGCGACGCAAGAUCUACACAGCCACCGGGACGCUCGAUGGAUUACGUUACAAGAGUCAAUUAAUUAGUUCAUUCGCUUUUUCCACCGUUUUGUUUCAUUUUGACAGAUUGUGAUUGAGUAGGGGGGGAGGAAAAAUAGAAGAAGGCGAAAAAGUUAGACUGAUUUUCUGUUGGGAACAAAGGUUCAAAAUAGUUGUUCGUCUACUUGGCUUUUCAGCGUUAUUGUUGCUUCGUUUUGGUCAGGAAUUAGAAAGGUAAACCAGAACAGGGGGUGAUUAGAAUUCAGAGAUUUAGAAGACAUUCGGAAGAGAAAUUAAAGAAAUUUAGAACGAUUUUAGUGGAGGAUGUCGUGAGCAGUUUUAAAAAUUUUAUACAUGCGGGUUUUCAGUUUGAACCUGUCGCUUGUGAUUAAAAAAAGAUAGAGGGUUAGAAUCUCUACUCGGAGGAGAAGUGAAUCUUCACGUUCGCAACGAUCGAACAUUUUUUCUUUAUCGUUUGUUUAUAAAUUUUUAUUAUAUCACGCAAAGAAUAAAAAAAAAGAGAGAUGUUACUUUCAUUUAAUUUUCGUUGAACCUUGGAAUCGAGUAAUAUGAUUUAACAUUUAGCAAGUAGAAUUUAGAUUUCAAUAGCCGUAUAUACUCGGAUUGAAUUUCUCUUCUUUUUCUGCACUAUUUCUUGUAACGAUUACCUUCGAAAUCUUUUAUACUCGUAGCUUUAAUCAUAGGUUCGUACAAUUCAAGUUUUAUCAUUCCCAUUAAAACUGAUCGAGUACAAACAUUCCUUUGGUCUUUAACUUGGCGUAGUUCAACGAUUAUCAACAACAAGUAUCGAGAUCGAUGCUCCGUAGCUGUGUAGGCGUUCAUUCAAGCAGCUCACCCCUAAUCGCGAAUCCAUCCAUAUCCAAAAAUAUCGUGUACGAUCCUCUAUAUCCGUCAGCAACACACAUUUUAUCGCGAAGUUCAACUUGUGCAGCCAGAUUGACAGUUGUUCGUCUCGAGUUACUCGCCAUCGAGUUCACCGUGAAUGAGAAAACAGCCUCGUUUCGUAUCAAGGAAAGCCUUUGUGUAUAAUCGAGAAUGCUGGUCCAGAGAGAAUAGCCGACGUUCGAUACUCGACAGAUUGAAAUGGAAAUGAGAAUAGAUGAAAUAAGACGAAGUAUAAAAUUCGAAGAGAGAGGGAAAAAAAGAGGAAUGUUAGACGAGCGCGAAUAAAAUAAUUGGCGGACUUUUAGGAGGAAUAUUUUUCUUCGUCCCGUAUUGUAAUAUGUACGCAUUAAAAAUUGGAAACAAAAAGUCUGGCAAACGAUUCUUUGGAGUUGGACGAAUAGUUGGGAAAUAAUCGCGUUGAGUGUUUUAUAUCGAAUAAUAACGUUGGAAGAAUUUAUUGUCCGCGAUUUUGUGGAUUGUACGUUGCGAUUGUAGACUGCCAAUUAUGAAUAUCAGGACAUAGGUUUUACUUGUAACAGUUAGCACGUACAAUAAACAGAUUGUGAAUCUUCACACGAAAUAUAUGCAAGAAUAUAAAUAAAAUAUCGAAAGUACGACAUACGUAACUUCAUACUUUAAUUACACUUGCGAAAAUUUGCAGCGAAAGAUUUAUAAUAUAAAAUAUCUCGAAAGAGAAAACGCGAAGAAGCGUUUGACUCGCUUGAAAUUUAAUUAUCAACCUCGGUGUCCUAAUAUUUGUGGCUGGCAGUGUACGUUUAUUCCGUUCUUUCACCGAUGUGGCAAAGCAGUGCGGUCUGUGGAUCGAUAGUAUCGUCUGUCUGACAUCAAUUGAUGUUCCAAGGCCAUUCGAAUGUAGAGCAAUCUCCGCUGCACUCGAUUGUCUUGAUAUGUCAUCCUCCAAGAUUUUCCAAUUGAAUUAUUGAAUCUGAAAAACCGAAUCUCGUUUCUCAUCAAUGUCAAGCGUGUUCCCGCGGAAACAUUGUUUUCAAGUUGAAAGAGUAUUGAAGCAACGGCCUUGAAACGGUUCACUAGAUUUCGGACAGACUCUUUCAACGUCAAUUCAGCGUUAAAUUCAAUUAUCGUUUCGCGAUCGUUGGCGCCUUUUGCUUCUUUGCUUUCGUGUCUCGUGAUGUCGCAAUUGUUUUUUCGCUUUCGGCUGAGAGAGAAUAAUUUUCCCGAGGGAAGAUUGUAUCAUUUGCGCCAAUUAGUUAAAAAAGCGACGCGUCGGUCUUUUAAUUAAAUCGAGAUCUCUUUCGUUAACGUUCGCGUAAUUGAUUUGCGUGUAAUCGUCGCCGAAUGAUAAUUUUCAAUCUGCUCGUUGGAAAGAGAAAUCUCGGUGAUUAAAUGAUAAAGAACGAGAAAACGAGGAAAGUGAUAGGGAGCUGAUACAAUUGAGAAAUGCACUCAGUUAUUUCAACAAUUUCAACGAUUGAAUUUCCGAGUUUCUCUCGGCAAUUAACGAGACGAUGUCGAGACAUUGCUGAGAUCUAACUGCGAGAGGCUUCGUAUAACAAAGUUGGGCAUUAUUCGUGAUGAUCUUUCGAAUCGUUCCAUAUAAAUAUAAACAAAUAUAAGUCGCUGCAUUUCCUUCGUACGAGCGCAUUUUAAUCGCUUUUCGCGCUCAAUUCUCUCGCGUGUUCACUCAUCGAGCCAAACAUUGCCCGGGGUUUGUUUAAAGAAAGAAAAAAAAAAAAAGGAAAAGAGAAACAAGCCCCACAACCUGAGAACGUGCACUCAGCACUGCGCUACAGUUUACCCCUUUUACUGUACUUAUAUCACUUUCAAUAAAUGUGCAUUUUUUAUAUUUGAA
This is a messenger RNA of Frieseomelitta varia, 4879 nucleotides long. It is a transcript of the gene Tm1, whose product is annotated as tropomyosin Per a 7.0102. Gene Ontology annotation, biological process: muscle contraction; actin filament organization. Gene Ontology annotation, cellular component: actin filament. Lineage: Eukaryota; Metazoa; Arthropoda; Insecta; Hymenoptera; Apidae. Gene Ontology annotation, molecular function: actin filament binding. The record is from RefSeq and is a predicted model, not a curated record. The transcript has 8 exons. The coding region runs from base 425 to 1885 and encodes 486 amino acids.